This is a messenger RNA of Seriola aureovittata, 6994 nucleotides long. RefSeq names its product guanine nucleotide-binding protein G(q) subunit alpha-like. The record is from RefSeq and is a predicted model, not a curated record. Gene Ontology annotation, molecular function: G-protein beta/gamma-subunit complex binding; G protein-coupled receptor binding; GTPase activity. Gene Ontology annotation, cellular component: heterotrimeric G-protein complex. The transcript is spliced from 8 exons. Gene Ontology annotation, biological process: action potential; adenylate cyclase-modulating G protein-coupled receptor signaling pathway; phospholipase C-activating dopamine receptor signaling pathway. Lineage: Eukaryota; Metazoa; Chordata; Actinopteri; Carangiformes; Carangidae. The coding region runs from base 1099 to 2307 and encodes 402 amino acids.
ACCGGGGCUGAGGAGUGGGUGACGAGGAGCGGUCACCACCACCAGGAAAAAAUACCAGGAGCCAUAAAAUGCACGGACUACAGGGGUCCAUUUGACUGUCAGUAAGACGUUUUCGUACUUUGAGGGUUUGGUCCUGGCGAGGUCUUUGGAGAACUCGAGUUUAAUGCGAUGGAGGUCCUCUGUCAGGCCGAGCUUUCUGGUUUUUAGCCAGUCGGCUGCAAAUCCAGGGAUGCCUAGCUGAGCUAACCUAGCCAGCUAACAAUUAGCCUGUCCAUUUAGCUAUCCUGGUCACUGGAGCCUCGGUCUGCGAGAGGAUACCUGCUCUGAGGACAAAUUGUGAAGCGGUAGUUUCAUUGCGGCUGUUACAAGGCUUAUUGUUCGUCGAUUGCUGCAGACGCUGGGAAAGCCUUUCUGUUUGUUUAGUGGAUGGACAGUUUGACGGGCGCUCAUUGUCACUGCGCGGGCGUACGGUGUUGGUUUCGGGGCGGCUAGGCUUGCGCUCGGCCGGGCAACCAGCGCAGGGAUUGUACAAAUGUGGCAGUGGCAGCCAAUUGUGUCCCGCUGUCUCUGGGACCGAAGUUGGUAGCUUAAAAUUAAAAACCGUAUUUUCGAUGAGUGUUAUUCUCACGGGAUAUCUAGCUACGCGGGAAAGGGAUUAAAAAGUGUUGGCACGCUGAAAAUUCAUCAACUUGUCACAAUAGCUUGGUUGUAACAUUAGCUGCGUUUAGCUUAUAAACUAAUAUUAGCUUUCUUGAAAGAACAUCAAAUAAAAUGGUUAUUUACACCUUCGCUAUUAAUGUAAGAUGUUUGCAGACGUGUUGCAUUGCAAAUUUUCUGUGAUCAGCUGUCAGUCCUUGUAGCCUAAGGAUUUACACAAGACUUUGACUAAGCUGUCAAAUAUUUGACACUUGACAGCAGUUUUACCAUCAACAAGGAAGGCCAGAUUCUGCUGCACGCCUAUCAAGCUCGGUUAUCGGUGUCUGGAAAUAACUUGCUGUAAAACGGACUGUUGCUCAGAGUGGGUUUAAUUUAUUUGAUACUUUGUGUGAGGUGUAGCCCGGCGCCCCUUGUCAGACGGGCUUUUCAGCUCAUGCGGUGAUGACUUUAGACUCCAUGAUGGCUUGUUGCCUGAGUGAGGAGGCGAAGGAGUCCAAACGAAUCAACGCUGAGAUCGAGAAACAACUCCGACGAGACAAGAGAGAUGCAAGAAGGGAGCUGAAGCUUCUUCUGCUGGGUACUGGAGAGAGUGGCAAGAGCACUUUCAUCAAGCAGAUGAGAAUAAUCCAUGGGUCAGGCUACACAGACGAAGACAAGAAGGGCUUUACCAAACUGGUGUACCAGAACAUCUUCACCUCCAUGCAGGCCAUGAUCCGCGCAACUGAGACCCUCAAGAUCCCGUACAAGUAUGAACAGAACAAGAAUAAUGCCCAGGUGGUGCGCGAGGUGGACGUUGAGAAGGUGUCAUCAUUCGAUCAGCCGUACAUCGGCGCUAUAAAGAUGCUGUGGGCUGAUCCUGGCAUCCAGGAGGCCUAUGAUCGCAGGAGAGAGUACCAGCUCUCCGACUCAACCAAAUAUUACCUUAGUGAUUUAGAACGAAUAGCAACACUGGGGUACGUGCCCACUCAGCAGGAUGUGCUACGGGUUCGAGUACCCACCACCGGAAUCAUUGAGUACCCAUUUGACCUGCAGAAUAUUGUUUUCAGCUAUCUAAGUGAUCUGGAUCGUAUUGCUGAACCAUCCUAUCUACCGACCCAACAAGAUGUGCUUAGGGUUCGAAUCCCAACCACUGGGAUCAUAGAAUACCCUUUCGACUUGCAAAGCAUCAUUUUCAGGAUGGUGGAUGUUGGGGGUCAGAGGUCAGAGAGGAGGAAGUGGAUCCACUGCUUUGAGAACGUCACUUCCAUCAUGUUCCUGGUGGCGCUCAGCGAGUACGACCAGGUCCUGGUGGAGUCAGACAAUGAGAAUCGUAUGGAGGAGAGUAAAGCUCUGUUCAGGACCAUCAUCACAUAUCCCUGGUUCCAAAACUCCUCUGUCAUCCUCUUCCUCAACAAGAAGGACCUGCUGGAGGAGAAGAUCAUGUAUUCUCACUUGGUUGACUACUUCCCAGAGUUUGACGGUCCCCAGCGAGACGCUCAGGCGGGUCGAGAGUUCAUCUUGAAGAUGUUUGUGGACUUGAACCCAGACAGUGACAAGAUCAUCUACUCCCAUUUCACAUGCGCCACCGACACGGAGAACAUCCGUUUCGUCUUUGCAGCGGUCAAAGACACCAUCCUGCAGCUCAACCUCAAAGAGUACAACCUGGUGUGAAGGAGAAACGGAAAGAGAGGGAGAGAGGGAGAGAGAGAGAUAGCAAGCAAGAGACCUGCAGCCCCACACACACACACACACACACACACACACACACACACACACAAUGCAGAGUCCAUUUGUAGAAACACACAUCUGCAUGGAACAUGCUGCUGCUCAAAGAAAUAAGCAUUGCUUAACACUUUAUCUGACCAACAAUAGCCAUGUUCUGUCCUUCAUUCAGCCCCUCAUUUGUUGGUUUGCCCUUUUUUUUUUUUUUUUUUAAUAAUUUGUUUUGUGGUUCUAUUAAUUGCUUUUCUUGCACAAACACACAUGAAACACACUCAAACACUCCCUCCAUUUGUCCCCCUCUAUUUGGGGCUUCGGUCUGCUCCAGGGCACUUUUUGGUUCUCUUUCAGCCCUUGGCGUGGCGCACAUUUUUUCUUUCUUUCCACUACUUUAUCACCAGUGCUUGUGUGUACGAGGUGGGUAGAGGGCCUUCUCUGGGUAGAGUAAGUUUUCACGGACAAAGGGCUCUGUCCCCUUCUUCCUGUUUAACUCAUGCAUGCUAUACACUACAGAAUGAGGCCAGGCUGCAGAUCUUGGACUGUGCUCGUCUGAAAAGGGUAACUAAUGAUGAUGAUAGAAAUAUAUUAUCAGGCAGUGCUGGUGUGCAGUGAGGUACUUGGUUCCCCGUGGGUCUUGAAUUGUGUAUUUUUAUUUGAUAACCUUACCCCAAACCAGAGCACAGGAGCUCUGUUGAAUGUAAAUAAAGUUUUCAUGCUGCUCACACAGAGUGAGGGCUAGAAGUUAAAAUUGAAGAUGAUUACACAAAGAAAUGCAAUGCUCCAGAAAGAGUCACAACAUGUUCCUUAUACACUGCCCCUCAUUUUAAACUGCUAACAUACAUCGUGAAACAAAAAAUUAAGAGACAACACUUGUAGUAUUCACAUAUUUUAUAUCAACUUCGCCAAAUUCAAAACACAUACGUUUGUUGUGUAAAUAUAAUUACGUUGCCAAUAUUCUGUUCAUCCCUUAAGUGGUUCAGAUACUAACAAAACAUAUUUGGGAACUGGUAUUGCCAAAAGUAAGUGCGAAUUUUCUCUCAUGGUAGAUCAUUCAGAUGUUGAUGGCAUAACAACUCACUUUGUGUGGCAUUUCUUUUAUGUGGACAGUUUUCUGAAUCACACAUGUAUUGGUACUGUGAUUUAUUUUCUUUGUUUCCUUCGAUGGUGAGAAUAAUCUUCCUGUGCACAACGUGUGAAUGAUGAUACCAGAUUAGUACGGUGCAAUAGUCAGUUGUAGAUGAAAUAAAGCUUUUGCGCUGCCAGUUAGCUUCACGUUGGUCUUGAUCAUCCAAAUGACUUCUCUCUGUAAUCUUUUUUUUUUUUUGUAUGUCUAAUUUAUCAAUCAGAUCUACGUAUUGUUGACACAGUAAAUGAGACUUCCUCCCUAGUUUCAGCGCAAAAUUUUUCCAACCAAGGAGAUGGGAGGAGAUUUUAUACUGCUGUAAAAUAUCAAAACUAUUUUAUGGACAAGUGUUCUAUCUUUCUAAUGAUAAUUCAUAUAUUUAGUUGUGGCAGUUCUGUUUUGAAAUGCUUGACAAUGGAAAAACAUGUCAGGUUUGUGCUUUAUGCAAAUAGGAAAAUGAAAACAGACAAAAACUUAGUUGUUAAAUAUUUACUGUUCAAGGAUGCUUUUUUUUUUGUAAUUUCGAAGGAUAUGUGUUGGCUUUGGUACCAAUCCCAUAUCGUGUCUCUUGCCUGAUAGUUGUUUAAAUAUUCCAUUAAGCUGAAAGUUGAUAGAUGGCUAUUUUUGUCUUCACAAUGUAAUUCAGGUAAGUUUUCAUAACUUUUUCAUCACAAGGGCUACUACUAGCAGCUUUGGUAGAAAUGAAAGGUCUCUGUGGAUGGCAUAGAGCAAAAGGUGAAAUUAAUCAACGAGGGGCAGGAGGGGAGUGUGUCGACAUCCUUUUGAGGGUGAUGGCCGCAGGUUAAGUGAGGGAGGAAUGCAGCAGUCUGCAGAAGCCUACAUGAUAUUCCAGAGGGAAGUCUGGUGGCUGUUUGGCUCUUUGUUCGCUUUCUUUUUGCCUUUUAGAGAAGGAGAAUGGCUAAUGUCAAAAGAAGCGGGGUUUCCCAAGGUGAAAAAGAACAUUUUUAGAUUUUUAGUGUCUGAGUUGUCGCACCUAAACAUCCUUUUUGCUCGUCUCAUGACUUGUGUGCUGAUCUUCUUGGCUUUACAAUCAUUUCUGCUAUGUAUUUCUGCAUAUUUGGCUUAUCUUUUCAUUGGUAGUGUUUCCACGACUGACUUUGGCAUUCCCCCGUGUUGGAGUCAGAAAAAAAAGGGAGUGCUUGGACGUUUUGAUUUUUUGUGCACAUUUAAUAAACUGGGUCGGAUGAAACAUAAAAAAAAAUGAUCACUUAUCUUUUAAUUGUUUGCCAAAUUGUUAACACAUCAAAUUUUCUUGUGAAUUUUCUAUAGAGCAUCCAUGUGUUCUACCUGCUUAGCCUUGAUUUAAUCUAGAUGUACCCUGUGAGAGUAAUCCUCGCAACUCUCUUGCACAUGUGUACAUUGUGUUGGUAAAGCUGUUGUCUUGUACAUAUAGACUUGGUUUAUUAUGAAACACUUAAUGAAGGAGGGACAUGCAUAAUUAUGCUAAGUGCCACAUUUUUUUUAUAAGUUGAAAGGUGUUAAAAGGCUCUGGCUUUGUCAAAGCAAGUUUAGUCUGGCUGUGAUCUUGUUUAUUCAGCUUGUAUUGGUAAAGGGUUUAUCUUUGGUGCUUCACCCAACAUUUAAAAGCCUUUCCUUGAGCAGUUUUUCCCAUUUUUAGGGUGAAGCUUUGCACACUCACACGCUAGCAGAGGUUAAUAUUGUUGGUGCCACAAUUCAGCACACUUCAGUUUGAAAUUAGGAGCUCAUGUAUUUUGAUGUGAAUGAAUAAACUAUCUGACAGACUUUAUCUGAGUUUUGAAAGGAAUAUUGUGUUCUGCUUCACUGCUGGGAAAACACGGUAACACUAUCGUGUGUUUUUUAAAAACUCUCAGCUUGGCUUUCAGGGAGCACAGUCCAUUCCCCUGAACUGUAGCUGACCACCUUAAGAGCAGGCGUGUGGCCCCUUAAACUUCAUUCUCAUGUAGAUGAUUUAUUGUCGGGCGAAUUAACUUGAAUGGGCUACAGUGAGGAUGAUGAACAAAAUGAAGGUGACUGCUCCAGUACCAGAGUCGGCAUGAUGACGCACUUCUAUAAAAACUUUGUUGCAUCAGUUUUCACUUGCUAACAAUAUUUUUGGACUUCAUGCCUUGUCUGGUUAUAACAGCACCAGAAUCAACACAGAAAAAGUCACAUGGCUACACUACCAGUGAUUAGAGCCAGAGCAGAGCUGGGUCAGUUAUAUAAAAUCCUUUCCAUUGAUCUGUAGUGUAUUCAAUUUAUCUCCAUAGAAUGCAAGUUGGAGAAAGUUUGUACGACAAUCUAGUACAAAACACUGUGCCAAGCAAAAUCAAUCCGCAACAGAAAAGAUAUAAAAAAUUAAACGUUUGUAGUAACUUGACCCAAAUCUGUGGUAAAAUUAUUUAAACUUUUGUUAAUCCACUUUUACAGAAUGGUUUUGUUUUUUCAAAUGAAGCUUGUGUGUGAAGCCUCAGUAUUAAUGUAUUUAUUGAAACACUCGCCAAGUGAAGGUACUGAAAUGGCCAUUAUAAUAUUUUGGUGGUUAUAAUAACAAGUGAGUGAAUAUGCUGUGUGUUUACAUGUCCGCCAUUCUCCACUCUGUUUUUUUCCCCCCUUACUUGAUUGGACUGUGUAUUCUUUCCCUGGGUCGAAGGCACUGAAACUGCACCACUGCAAUGGGCCUGCAUUCAUGCAACUUAGAUGUCCAUUCAAGCGCGCUCGUUGGUACUCUAAGGUGUGUGUGAGUGUGUGUGUGUGUGUGCGUCUGUGUGUGUGUGUCUGUGCGUCUGCGCGUGUGUGUGUGUGUGUGUGUGUGUGUGUGUGUACACUUUUGAUGGCUAUUGCUUAUGCUUGAGAUCCAUUCUGGUUAGAAGGAUGGACAUCAGUGAUAUUAAAAGCUAUCUUUGCAUCUUUUUUUUUUUUUUUCUUUUGUAAGGUUGACACACCUUAACACGUGUAUUUAGGACCACUUAAGAUGACUUUUUUAAAAGAGUUAAAAUAAACUUUGUGUAGUGGUGUACAAAUUGAAAGUAAUGUACUUUUGUUUGAUUUUUUUUCUUCUUUUUUUAAGUAUACCAAAUGUAAAUUAUGUACAAUGAGUGUGCCAAUCCCCUUUCUUUGUAAAGCCAGACUCUUAACAAGUGCCAAUGUUGUGAAAAAUCAGAGGGCCUGUGAAUUUCAUGGUCCAGUUUUUAAAACAAAUAAACACUAAGUAUGUGAUUAAUUAACGAAAGAAAGGACAAUUUUAUUCUAUAUUUAAGAUUAAUAAUGAACUGCUGUUUUUAAGAUAAAUGUCAUUUUAACUGCAUGUGUUUGUCAGGUUGGGGAGGGAGUGGGUGGGUGAGAUACUGUAUUCAUGCAACACCCUCAUGAAAAGGGUUCUAAUGGUUAUUGAUUUACAGUAUUUUAGCCAUAUUUCUCUUUUGUAUGUUUCAUUUCAACCACUGUUGCCUGAACCUCAUUCAAACAUGAAAAUGAUUUUCAUAGCCUUCUCCUUUAAAUGUUUUAAAUUGGAAUAAAAUAUGUUCCUAUACUCUC